Messenger RNA from Paramecium sonneborni, 810 nucleotides. The record is from the annotation of a GenBank genome assembly. NCBI's taxonomy places the organism in Eukaryota, Ciliophora, Oligohymenophorea, Peniculida, Parameciidae.
AUGUUACCAAACAAAUAAUAAAUAUCAUUCCAUUUUGACAACUUACCAAAGUUUUAUCCUCUAUAUUAAGAAUUUCUUCAGAUCAUUAAUUCUAAUACUUUAGAUAAGCUUUAAAAUUCAAAUUCUCUCAGUUAACAUAUAAAAACAGAGAGAAACCUUAAAAACUAGGAUUCUCAUUCUAGUAGUCCCACUCAAAUUUAUCAAACUAAAAAAAAAUGUCAUAAAAGAAAUAUCGCUUAACCAAAAUAAUUGUAACAAAAGAUAAGUUGUUAAAAUAAUAAUUGUUAGAAUAAAAGAAAAAAUUUAAAUGAAACUUAGUUCAAAGAUAAAACUAUCUUAUUAUGUAAUCGAUGUUUAAACAAUUUCCACUCAAACAACUAUUGUGAAUAUUGUAUUUAAGUAAUAUCAUUUUCAAUAAUUUAAGAUAUAUGAUCCCACUCUAGGAUAUGAAAUGGAUGAUAAAUAAUGGAUUAUGUGUGAAAAAUGCAACAGAUGGGUAAUUUUAACUUUUUUAAUUUUUAAUAGAACCAUGUUGAUUGUGAACAAACUCUUGGAUAAUAGAAUUUGACCAAAAUUACUCAUUAAACUAAAUAUCAAUGUUCCUAAUGUUAAAAAAAUAUUAAAUUAUAACCAAAAUCAAAGAUAGAUAAAGAUACUUUUUAAGAUUAAGAAUCGAUCAAUACUAAAAUAAAAUAACCUUUAACAAUAAUAAAAUUAUCUAAUAAAGAAAUUUUAGAAGAUAUAUCCCUUCUAAGGAUCUUGAUGUUUGAUGAAAAAUAAAAAAAAGUGAAAAUAGAAUUGAUUUAAUGA